AAUCUGAACUUUACAAAAAAUUAGCAAUGUCUUCUGGACCGCAUUUGCCAGAUCCACUACCUCCUCUUGACAGACAACAUUUAAAUUACCCCAUUGAGACACAAGGGACUUCAAGACACGAUGAAGCUCAAAACGUUUUGGCAAUGUUAACAGAUGAAGAAAGAAUGAUUAUGAAAGAAUGUGAAAGAGACAGCUUUUACAACAGAGCUCUACCUGCAUCAGUUGGUGCCAUGUCUGCUGCCUUCAUGAUGGUGAAAAGUGGAAGAUGGGCUGCACAUCCAAAAUAUGGACCUAUACCUAAAGUCAUUAUUGCUGGUUUUGUUGGCCAUUUUAUUGGUAAAGUGAUGUACCUGCCUGUUUGUCAGCAGAAAAUUCUAACUAAAUUGCCUAACUCCAACUUGGCAGCUGCUAUCAGGAAGUCAAAGGGUUUGCCUGACCCAGAACAACAGGUUGAUACAUGGGAGGAGGGUGCAGGUAGAAGUAACAGGCAUUCUAAGCUAGAAGAAUAUAAACCUGUGGAUGGUCUAGAUGACAGAUUUCGUCCUAGUGUCGAUAGAGAUGUUGAUGUAUCUCCACAAGAGAAGAACACUAUUACUUAUGAUGAGCUGCGGCGAAGGAACCGCCAAGAGCACGAAGAUUAUAAGAAGCAGCAGGUACCACCACCUGGUUCACAGAAAACAUGGCCUGACUCUGGUGAUAGAGCUCAGCCAGACAAUAGAGAAACAGACAUCAGGAUGGAACCACCUCCUUACCAAGCACCCCCCAAAAAAAACCGAACAACAUAUGGGGAGAUCCAAUUGAAGAAUAAUGUACGCUUAAUGCUUAGGUGUUCAAAUUAUGGUAGUGUGCUGUAUAAAGCUGAGUUUGUCAUUUAUAGCUGUUGGUACAUGAAGCAUUAGAUCUUGUUUUGUAAUUGACUGAUAAUGUGUAUGCAAGAAGCAGAGAGCCCAGCAGAUGUUAUAAAAAUUGACAAUUGUUAACAGAGUCUAAGUUUAUGAUUGUGAUAA
Molecule: messenger RNA, 1007 nt
Organism: Physella acuta
Lineage: Eukaryota; Metazoa; Mollusca; Gastropoda; Physidae
Product: OCIA domain-containing protein 1-like
Cellular component (GO): endosome
Source: RefSeq, a predicted model, not a curated record